CGCUGCCAUCUUUGUCGUCUCUCUCUCAUGUAUUCCCGUCCCGCGCUAUCCCGUUACAUGUUACAUUCAGUUAUAAAUUACAACAUCUCGUGUUUCUUGUACAUACGUUUGGCGGUUACGAGUUACGUUACGGCGUGUCUGACUGAGAUUUCAAGCGUUCGCAGUUCUGCUAUCUGCGUGCACUUUCACGAUCGUAUUCAAGUCACGUGUAAGCUUUAUAAUGAGUACCGACAGUAUUGAAAAGCUAUAUAGGAACUUUGGCAUUCUUGCUGAUGCCAAAGAUAAACUGAUACAACAUGAAAAAGAAUAUCUGGAAAUUCUGACGGCAGUUAAAGGAUCGCCUAAGGAAAAACGGCUAGCAUCGCAAUUCAUUGCAAGAUUCUUCAAACAUUUCCCAAAGCUAGCAGAUCAAGCUAUAGACGCUCAUUUAGAUUUAUGCGAAGAUGAAGAUAUGGCUAUUCGAAAACAAGCUAUUAAAGAUUUACCAGCACUUUGUAAAGACAAUAAAGAACAUACAGCACGAAUUGCAGAUAUCUUAGCACAAUUAUUACAAGCUGAGGAUCCUUCAGAAUUGGCAGUUGUACAUAACAGUAUUAUGUCACUUAUGAAAAGUGAUCCUAAAGGUACCUUAAGUGGAUUUUUUAGCCAAAUUAUUAGUGGCGACGAUGGGACGAGAGAACGUUGUAUAAAAUUUCUAGCUAUCAAGCUCAAAGCAAUAGGACAUGACAUUAUCACGAAGGAACCGGAAGACUUGCUAAUUGUAGAAUGUAAAAAAGUAUUGCAGGUAAUUUACUAUGAUUUUUAUAAGCAUACUAAUAUCGAACAAUGGAACAGAUUGGUUCAAUGUAUUAAACAUGCUCUUCCAUUCUUCAGUUCGCAAAUAGAUUCAUCAAAAUUUGUUUCAUACAUUUGUGUACAAGUUCUACCGCAUUUGUCUUUGAUGACUUCUCCCGAUGGUAGAGAUAUUCAAUUGGAACUGUUAAAGUUGCUUGCUGAAUUAACUGUGUUUUGUGGAACUAUUGAAAAACCGGAAGAUAAGGUUCAACAGCUUUACAAUACUCUUAUUACUUAUAUGCCACUUCCUCCAGCUACAGAAAUUACAGAUGUACCAAAGUUACAAUUUAGUCAUGUGGAAUGUUUAAUGUAUGCCUUUCAUAAGUUGUGUAAACAAACUCCUGAAUUUUUGAUAAAGGAUGCAGAACAGCUCAAAGAAUUUCGAUUAAGAUUACAAUAUUUUGCAAGAGGUAUUCAAGGUUAUAUAAAAAAAUUACGUGAAGCUAUUAGCGGAAAAACAGAAGAAGAACUGAAAUCUGAAGAAAAUCAAUUAAAAGUUGUGGCAUUGAAAACAACCAACAACAUCAAUACUUUAAUCAAAGAUCUGUUUCAUUCACCUCCUAGCUUUAAAAGUAUAAUACAUCUCUCGUGGAAAACACCUUGUAACGACAAAAAGAGCGAUAAAAAUUCUGCCCAAAAAAGACAUACACCAAUCACAUUUGGAAAUGAUAAUAGUCCGAACAAACGUAAUAAGGAAGAUAAAAACAGCAAAAGAGAAAUAUAUACGCCUCCCAGUGGCAAAUACAGUUCAACCAUAUCAAAUUACGGUCGUGGUAGAUUUAAAGGUAACAGACCUAGAGGAAGAGGUGGAUUCAGAACGAGAGGUCGUGGCUCAUGGCGAAAGAAUUUUUAUUAACUAUAAAAUUCCUUACAACUGGAAACAGCUAAAAUUAGAGUAACAAUAUUAAGCGCCUAUUUGCUUUCUGAUCGACAAAGCGCGCUUUCCAAGAAGUUAUCACAAAAUUAAUUUUGUCAAUCUUUAUCGCUAUAACAGAAGUGAUAGUUUGAAGACUUCGAUAAAUUUCCAGAACAGAAAUCAGAAAAUCAAUAAUUUCCCAAGCAUUAUGAUACGGGAAGAAGAUUUGGAGAAUGCAAUUGUAGCAUUAUAUGAAUAUUUUUGUUUAAUUAUUGUAAUACGAGUUGCAAUGAAAAUCCAAAAUAUUUCAGACAUUUAUUAUUAUAUAAAAUUAUGGAGAGAACGAAUAUACGCAAAUAACGUAGGGAAUGGAAAGUUAUUUUUAAAAAUAACAAGUUACAGUUACUCGUUACCGGGUCAAAACAAUUAUCGUUAUUAGUUACUGAUUUUUAAAAGUAACUCGUUACAAUAUUGUCGUUACUUAAAAAGUAACUAUUCGUUACUUCGUUAUUUUCUUAAAAUCAUU
This is a messenger RNA of Acromyrmex echinatior (Panamanian leafcutter ant), 2216 nucleotides long. It is a transcript of the gene cass, whose product is annotated as apoptosis inhibitor cassowary. The record is from RefSeq and is a predicted model, not a curated record. Gene Ontology annotation, biological process: negative regulation of apoptotic process. Gene Ontology annotation, molecular function: RNA binding. NCBI's taxonomy places the organism in Eukaryota, Metazoa, Arthropoda, Insecta, Hymenoptera, Formicidae. Gene Ontology annotation, cellular component: nucleus.